AUGUCGUUGCACCGGGCUCCCCUCUUGCUCUGGGGAGCUGUGCUGGGGUCCUUCGUGCUUGGGACUUUUUGCGAUUCUCCCCCACAUUCCCUGUCCUACUCCUACCUGCAACUUUCAGAGCCCACUCAGGGCCAGAACCAGUUCCUCAUUAGGGGCUACUUGGAUGACCAGCCCAUCAUCCGCUUUGACAGCCUCACCAGGAAGAUGGAGCCUCUGGUGCCCUGGAUGGAGAAGGCAGAGAAGGAGACCUUUCUGGGCCCUGAGUGGGUCUUCAGAGCUGACCUAGAGAAGUUAUCAAAACUGGACCACCAUGCUGGAGGGCUUCACAUCUGGCAGGUGAAUUUGGGCUGUGAGCUCAGAGAAGACGGGACCAAAGGAGGGUUUUUGCAUUAUGGCUACAAUGGAAAGGAUUUAAUCAGCUUUGAUAAGGAGAUCCCCAUAUGGGUGAUAACUCAGUCCAAGGCCAUGAAGGUCAAGGAGGAGUGGGAGAAGGAUACAGGAUGGUCUGAGAGAAAUAAAAUCUACCUGGAAGAGACCUGCAUUGAGUGGCUGCAGAGAUACCUGUCCUACAGGAGGAAGACUCUGCAGAGGACAGAGCCCCCAGUGGGGAAGGUGACCCGCAAGGUGGUGGAUGACAGCCUGGAGGUCCUCAUCUGCCAGGCCUUUGGCUUCUACCCCAAGGAGAUCCAGGCCACCUGGACCAGGGAUGGAGAGAACUGGGAACAUGAGACCCUCCAAAGGAACGUGGCCCCCAACUCAGAUGGGACCUAUUAUGUCCUGCUCAGCAUUGAGAUCGACCCCAAGGAGAGGAAUCAUUUUUGGUGUCACCUGGAGCACGAGGGCUUGCAGGAGCCCCUGGUCUUGGCCUGGAAGGAGGAAGCAGAUAGAACAUGGUGGAUUCCUGUGGGAAUUGUGGCUGCCAUCAUCUUGGGAGCUGGGAUUUUCUUCCUGAAAUACCAAUGGAGGAGAUCCAGGAAAGAUUUCCAUUGUAAAAUGAUACUUUGCCAUGAUCCUAAUUCACAAGAAAAGAAACCCUCUAUGCCUAUGGAUGUCACUGAGGAUGAGAUGCAGUCACAGCGGCUGCUCCAACCUAAAGUUAGCUCAGAGCUCCUGAAAUGUUCCCUGAAUGGAGGAAAUAUAGAACACCAGUUCCUCUAUAUGCCUGAGUGUCCAGUUCCUCUUUUGGGUCGUGACAUCCUAUGCAAGUUAGGAGCUACCCUGUCCUUUGAGGAAGAUAAGGUGGCCCUGGUGAUGAGGCACACCCCCCCCCCAGAUGAAAUUCUGUGA
This is a messenger RNA of Thamnophis elegans (Western terrestrial garter snake), 1287 nucleotides long. Its product is annotated as major histocompatibility complex class I-related gene protein-like. Gene Ontology annotation, biological process: immune response. NCBI's taxonomy places the organism in Eukaryota, Metazoa, Chordata, Lepidosauria, Squamata, Natricidae. Gene Ontology annotation, cellular component: external side of plasma membrane. The record is from RefSeq and is a predicted model, not a curated record. Bases 1 to 1287 code for a protein of 428 amino acids. The transcript has 7 exons.